Messenger RNA from Talaromyces rugulosus, 3120 nucleotides. RefSeq lists its product as uncharacterized. The record is from RefSeq and is a predicted model, not a curated record. The coding region runs from base 1 to 3120 and encodes 1039 amino acids. The transcript is spliced from 6 exons. Gene Ontology annotation, molecular function: zinc ion binding; oxidoreductase activity; DNA-binding transcription factor activity, RNA polymerase II-specific. Lineage: Eukaryota; Fungi; Ascomycota; Eurotiomycetes; Eurotiales; Trichocomaceae. Gene Ontology annotation, biological process: regulation of DNA-templated transcription.
AUGAAGAUGGAGUUGAGCUGGGCUGAGAUCGCUCAACAUGACAGCAGGAAAUCUUGCUGGAUUGUGAUUGACUCAAAAGUCUACGAUAUCACGUCGUUUAUUGCACAACAUCCAGGUGGCGCAGCAGUAUUGCUUAAACAGGCUGGAUCAGACGCGACAGAGGAAUUCAACGCCGUUCAUUCUCCAGCAUACCUUGAAGAUCUCCCUGCCAAAUGUAGUAUCGGUUUUCUCAAACCAGAAACUAGAAAUUUAUUGAAAAAGGGCAAAAAGGAAGCUUCGACUUCAACUACGCCAGGCAAAGAGCCCGCGGUACCGCACAUAUCCACAUGUGUGGCAGUUUCGGAUUUUGAAGCGCAUGCAAAAGCUGUGUUGAGCAACAAAUCAUGGAUUUACGCAUCAAGCUCUGCUAAUUCAGGCCUGUCAAUGAAAGGCAACAUAGACGAUUGGUCGCUGGUCACAUUUCGUCCGCGUGUUCUGCGCCGAGUGGGGCAGUUUGAUACUCAAACCUCCAUACUGGGACAUAAAACCCAAUUCCCUUUCUAUGCAUCGCCGAUGGGAACGAUGGGUACUGUCAAUACAGGUGCCGAGCCUCAAUUCGUCAGGGGUGCAGUUCGCAAGGGGGUUCAUGCCGUCAUCAGCACGGGUUCGACCAAGACAAACGAGCAGAUCAUGCAAAGUUUGGUUGACGAGCAACAACUCCUCGAUAACCGCAGCCCUUCACGGCUUUUUUUUCAGUUAUAUAUCAAUGUGGAUAGACAGAAAGUGAUUGACUUACUACGAAGAGUCAAAAAAGCUGGCUACAAAGGCUUGUGGAUCACUGUCGAUACUCCUAUACUGGGUAAACGGCUCGCAGAUAGGAGACUUCAGGCCGAGGAAGUACUCGAAGCAGGAUUGGAAGAGGAAAAGAAUAGAGAAGGACCCGAGAAUAGUUUUGCUCCGGCUUCUGGCGGCCGACCAGUACCAGGUGCAUUGAGCCCAAACACCACAUGGGAUGAUCUUGUAUGGAUUAGAGAAGAAUGGGAUGGCCCAAUUGUCCUGAAGGGUAUUCAAUGUGCGGAGGACGCCAAACUUGCCGUUGAGCAUGGUUGUCAGGGUAUUCUUCUGAGCAACCAUGGUGGAAGGCAGCUGCACUCUGCCCCGAGCGCGCUUACGACGCUGCUGGAGAUUCGCACAUACUAUCCCGAGGUCCUUGGUAAGAUUGAAAUAUUUGUUGAUGGCGGUGUCCGUGAUGGUAGCGACGUGCUUAAGGCUUUGUGUUUGGGGGCCACUGGAGUUGGUAUUGGCCGGCCAUUGCUAUAUGCGUUGGCUGCUUAUGGCAGCGACGGCGUAGAACGUUGUAUUGACAGGAUAGUUCUAUCGGAUGAGCUUUCUAUCGCUAUGGGGCUCCUUGGAAUCACAUCACUCGAUCAGGUCCGGCCGGAGAUGGUGAAUGCAAGUCGGAUCCUGAAUACGAUUUGGCGACCAACGUCGGGCUUCAAGAUAUGGAAGAACCUCGUUUCAGCUGUCUGCAUCCUGGAUGCAACGCCAGUUAUCGCCGCAAAGAGCAUCUUGUCCGUCACUCAGCCCGGCAUUCCCAAACUCGGGCCUUUACAUGUCCUGAUUGCGGAUGAUACUCUGAGGCGUCAUACAAAAAUCCAUCUCAAGCCAGAUGAAGCAGUGGCUCACCGGGUGACUAGGGCUUGUGAUCGAUGCCGCGCUCAGAAAUCCAAGUGUGAUGGUGUCAGUCCAUGUGGCAUAUGUGUUCGCAAGGGCUUAAAGUGUUCUUUUAAGAAGGGCGAUGAAUUGAAGAAUAAUGAGCGCGCCCAAAAAUCGCCUCCUGUCGAGAAUUAUACUAUCAAUCGACGCGACAGCAGUGAACCAGCUCGAAAAAGAACUCGUCAUCAUGCAUGGGUUCAGGCAGAUCAAGUAUUGUCAGACCAGAGUCUUGUACCGCAGGUAGUUCCGUUGCAUUCAGCGUCGUCGUGUUCGGGUUUGCAUACAACAUCAGAGAGCGAGAUCCGAGCAGUGCUGCAGCAACGCGAAUUCCAACUCCAAGAAGACGCGGUCAAGUCAGCAGAGCAAGAUCACCUAUCCCAACCGACUUCCCAGCUUGGAGAUCUGUUCGUCCCAUCUGCUGAAGAUGAGUACCUGUUCCCCAGUGACGAGGUCCUGAUCGAUUCGUGGGCCCGUACCCUUGAUGUUGACCAUUAUGUGUGUUUGUAUUUUGUGCAUUUUCACCCUUUUUGGCCGUUUAUCCUGAAAUCCGCAUUUGUACCCAGGAAGGAGCCCCGAAUACUUGUAUUGGCUAUUGUGAUGUUUGGGCUUUGGGUCACUGGAGAAGACCACUUGCGGAAGCUCGCUUGGACUAUCCAUGGCCAUCUACAUGUGAUGCUCAAGAGGCAAAUGAGUAGGUGGAGUAUCUGGCCUAGAAGAAGAGAUGCCUUUUCCAACACUCAGGGAUUAGAAGAUUCUUCUACCAACAACACCCGCUGGCCCCUGGCGACAUACCAGUCUAUUCUUCUUUUCACCAUCUUCGCCAUGACCGCCCAUGAUCCGGAAGAAGCCUAUGAAUAUGUCAGUAAUGACUCGAUAGAGGAAAACACAAACAAUGUCGAUAUUCUGGAGCGCAUUCGGCCUAUUUUCGCCCAUCUCGUUCGCACAUGUCGCACUCAAGGCGCCUUUUACUUUCCGGCCAUGAUAGCCCAGGGCUCUCCCGAAGACCCUUACCUCUUUGCAUGGACGAAUCUUGAAGAGUUAAAGUACUUUGCGCUUAGCUUGUAUAAAGCCAGUAGCUUGUUCACAAGCCUGACGGAUAAUCGUGGUGAUGACAAUAACAACAACGACGACGAAGAACACGACGAGCGCACCAGUACUAGAAUUUUAGUCUCUGACCUGGAAUUUCCAGUUCCUGAUAACGGAUACUUGUGGUCUGCACCGGGUGCCCGUGAAUUCUUCCGUCGCCGCGAACUGCAACUGCGUGAUCCGGCCACGGUAGAGAGGUCGCAGUACAUUCGUGACUCUGGACCAUGGAUAUCUGACAUUGUGGGCGGUAAAGCUAAGGUGUCGCUGGCGCAUAGAAGGAAAGCAUGGAUGAGUCUGGGGCCGUUUUUAGGGUAUAUAGCUGGUGUAGACAUUGCCUGA